Molecule: messenger RNA, 5180 nt
Organism: Helicoverpa zea (corn earworm)
Lineage: Eukaryota; Metazoa; Arthropoda; Insecta; Lepidoptera; Noctuidae
Gene: RpI1
Product: DNA-directed RNA polymerase I subunit RPA1
Exons: 3
Coding region: 127-5106 (1659 amino acids)
Biological process (GO): DNA-templated transcription
Cellular component (GO): RNA polymerase I complex
Molecular function (GO): DNA-directed RNA polymerase activity; DNA binding
Source: RefSeq, a predicted model, not a curated record
UCAAAACCAGUGAAAACAAUGUGGUGGAGGUUAAGUUUCUGAAUAAAGUGAACUGAUUUUUGCUGUAAAUUUUAAGUAGAAGUUGAAUUGCAUCAACGAGGGCAUGAAAUAACAAAUACAAAAACAAUGUCUUUCAAGUCGACAUACGCCGCGUCGACGUCGGGCCUGACGUCCGUCGACCCCGAGUAUGUACAAUUUCUAAUGUUUUCUGACGAAGACGUGAGGAAGCUUAGUGUCAGUAAAAUCACUAAUGUACAAAGUUUCGACGCUAUCGGAAAUCCUACGAAAGGAGGUUUGUAUGACUCUGCUCUCGGACCUUUGAGGGACAGGAAUGAAACCUGUGGAACUUGCAACAAUGUGUUGUUACACUGCCCGGGACACUUUGGGCAUAUUGAGCUACCACUUGUAGUGGUCAACCCUAUGUUUAUCAAAAACAUCUAUUCUCUCUUCCGCGUGAGUUGCUUAAAAUGCUUCAAAAUUCAAAUGGAUGAUAGGCUGAAGUUUAUAUUGAAACUUCAGCUGGAACUAGUUGAUGCAGGGCAUAUAACUGCUGCCUUAGACUUGGAUAACUAUGUAGGGGACAUCACCAGUGGAAAAGAAAAUUCUCCUGAAAAACCAAAUAAAGUCAUCAGAAAAUACCAAAAGUUACUGAAGAAGAGGGAUGCAGUUGUAGAAACAUUUCAAAACAAGAAUGUAGAUAAAUUACGAGCAAAAUUUAUUAAUCAAUAUUUUAGAGUAAUCAACACGGCUAAGAAGUGUGCUUAUUGUGCUUGCAAGUUAAUCAAAGUGACUACUUCAGAAAAUAAGAUUAUGUACAAUCUAAGUGCUGAUGGUGCUGAAAAAGGCUCUAAAGGCAUAAAAAUCCUGAUGCCUGAUGAAAUCAAACGCUACUGUACUUCUAUCGCUCAAAAUGAUGAAGACAUCCUCAAAUACUGCUUCCCAGUUCUUAAAUACUCACCAACUCAACCAGUUACUAAUGCUUUCUUCAUGGAUGUUGUACCUGUUCUACCUCCUAAUGUAAGACCUUGCAAUGUUCUGAGAGGAGAACUGGUUGAACACCCUCAGACUAAUGUGUAUAAGGCCAUAUUACAAAAUGCCUUUGCUGCCCGAGCAGUAUUACAUGUACUGUCUUCUUCAGACCAACAGAAAACAAUUGACAGUCUUGAUCAGUUACCAAGACAAGCUUAUGAGAGUGUUCAAGGCAAAACAGCUGCAGAAAAACUUCACACGGUCUGGCAAGAAUUACAAAAGAGUAUCAAUAACCUUUUAAACUGUGAAGGUCAGGGAUUAGCGAGUCAGGGUCUAAAACAGAUUAUUGAAAAGAAAACUGGUUUGAUCAGAAUGCAUAUGAUGGGAAAAAGAGUUAAUUUUGCUGCUCGAUCUGUUAUCACGCCUGACCCUAAUGUAGAUAUAGAUGAAAUAGGGAUACCUGAUGCUUUUGCUAUGAAACUGACAUACCCUAUUCCUGUCACUGAAUGGAAUGUAGACGAACUGAGGAAAAUGGUCAUAAAUGGUCCUAACAAGCAUCCUGGUGCUGAGAAAAUUGAAAUGGAGAAUGGGAGAGUAAUCAGCAUAGCUGCAGAUUCUAUACUAAAGAGAAAGAGUCUUGCCAAAAGGUUGCUAACACCUGAUGAGUUUAAAGCAUCUGGUCUUAAAGUUGUUCAUAGACAUUUGGUGAAUGGUGAUGUGUUGAUUUUGAACCGACAGCCAUCUCUUCACAAGCCCAGUAUGAUGGCACAUAGGGCGAGAAUAUUAAAAGGAGAGAAGACACUUAGAUUGCACUAUGCCAACUGCAAAUCUUACAAUGCUGAUUUUGAUGGUGAUGAAAUGAAUGCCCAUUUCCCACAGAAUGAAAUUGCCAGGAGUGAAGCCUACAACAUUAUGUCCGUGACAAAGCAGUAUCUUGUACCAAAAGAUGGAACACCACUGAGUGGGCUUAUUCAAGAUCAUGUAAUUUCUGGAGUAAGAAUGUCCCUGCGUGGCACAUUUUUCACAAAAUCUGACUACCAACAACUAGUUUUUCAAGCACUUCCUAAUCAUAAGGGACCAAUAAAGCUACUUCCACCUACAAUACUCAAGCCUUUAGUGCUUUGGUCUGGCAAACAGGUUUUGUCAACCAUCAUCAUUAAUACUACACCCAAAGGAAAGCCUUGUCUUACAUUGAUUGGGAAAGCAAAAAUUAGUUCUAAAGCUUGGCAAAAGAUUGCACCUAGACCUUGGAAAGCUGGUGGUACUCCAUUUAAUAACCCUAACACAAUGACAGAAGCCGAAGUGGUUAUUAGGAAAGGGGAACUCCUGUCUGGUGUUUUAGAUAAAACGCAUUAUGGUGCCACGCCAUAUGGUCUAGUGCACUGCAUGUAUGAGCUAUAUGGAGGAGAUAGUUCAAGUGCCUUACUAAGUUCCUUCUCAAAAGUCUUCACAUUUUAUUUACAAUGGAUAGGUUUUACACUUGGUGUCAAAGAUAUUCUAGUAGUAGAAGAAGCUGAUAAAAAGCGCGAUGACUAUAUUUGUUUAGUACGUAACGCUGGUAAAGCUGCAGCUGUGAAAGCUACUGAUCUACCUGCUGAUGUCGAUGACGAAAAAUUAAAAGAAACUAUCGAAAUACUACACACUAAAGACCCUAAAUUCAGAACGAAUCUGGACAGACAGUACAAAACUAUGCUAGAUUCUUACACAAAUAAUAUUAAUACUGCUUGUUUGUCUGAAGGAUUGCUCGAGAAAUUCCCUUACAAUAACUUGCAACUGAUGGUCCAGUCUGGUGCUAAAGGUUCAACUGUCAAUACUAUGCAGAUCUCAUGCUUACUUGGUCAAAUUGAGUUGGAAGGCAAAAGACCGCCACUCAUGAUAUCGGGAAGAUCUUUGCCAAGCUUUCCUCCACAUGACGUAUCGCCAAGAGCUGGUGGAUUCAUCGACGGUAGAUUCAUGACAGGAAUCCAACCACAAGAGUUCUUUUUCCAUUGCAUGGCCGGUCGUGAAGGUCUCAUUGAUACUGCCGUCAAAACCAGUCGAUCUGGUUACUUGCAAAGAUGCUUGAUUAAGCAUUUGGAGAGUUUAGCUAUUUCCUAUGAUCAUACAGUGAGGGAUUCAGAUAAUAGUGUCAUUCAAUUCGCUUAUGGAGAAGAUGGAUUAGAUGUUCUCAAGUGUCAAUUUCUCAGAGAAGACCAGUUUCCAUUCCUUGACAUAAAUUCAAGCGCGGUAAUUGGAGAAGCUGUGAUUGAUAAACUGAAAGAAGAUGAAGAUUUAAAAGACGUUGCAAAAGCAAAUAAAUCUCUGAAAAAAUGGAAGAAGAAGUAUGGUAGUCCUUUCGAAAAGGUUCGAACGAGCGGCUUUGUCCAAUUCUCUGCAGUUGAGAAAAAACAGAUUGAAUUAGACGAUUUACCGACUGACAGAACGAGGGACCCCUUUUACUGGGAGCUAGAGAAGAAAUGGCGUGCUAUGGAUGAAGAAGAAAGACAACAGUACACAAGGAAGAAAUGCCCAGACCCAAUCCCCAGCAAGAUGUCGCCUGAAUACAAAUUCGGUGUCAUUAAUGAGCAGUUAGAUAGUAUAGUGCAAAAUUACUUAAAGAAGCGUCAUUCUAGUGCAUAUGACGAACAUACACCAAAAGAUAGAUUCGUAGACGUGAUGAAUGCUAAAUAUCUUGAAUCAAUGGCCGCUCCAGGUGAACCUGUUGGUUUAUUAGCUGCUCAAUCUAUAGGAGAGCCUUCUACUCAGAUGACACUGAACACUUUCCACUUUGCCGGUCGAGGUGACAUGAACGUGACACUCGGUAUACCGCGUCUUAGAGAAAUUCUUAUGACUGCUUCAGCUAAGCUUAAAACCCCCAACAUGGACAUUCCGUUCCGAGACGACAUACCGGACUUGACUAAGAAAGCUGAAAAAUUACGACAAAAGCUCAACAGAGUUACCGUAGCUGAUGUUUUGGAGAAGAUAGACGUGCAAUGUCAGAUAGUUAUCCGACCUGAAAGGCAGUUGAAGACGACAAUGCGCUACCAAUUUUUGCCGCAUUCUCAGUAUAAGACACAAUAUACGGUGAAGCCACCGCAGAUUAUAAAGCAUAUGCAGAACAAAUUCUUCCAAGAGAUGUUUUCAACGGUGACAAAGCAAGCAAAGGCAGUUAGUGGUAUUGUUUGGUCUUCUGAAAAGAAGAAGAAAAGGGCUAAAGGUAGCGGUGGUGAUGAUGAUGACGAGGAUGACGUUGCUGAGCCGGAGCCGGUUAACAAUGUGGAUGCAGACAGUUCUGAUGAUGAAGCUCCUAAUGAAGAUGAUGACAAUACCGAUGCUCGUAUCCGCAAGAAGAGAACAGAAGAACAAGAAUACGAAGACCCCGAAUCGGGCGAAGAAGAGAAAUCUGAUGAUGAAGUGGAAUUGAAUGAUGAACAACCUACAGAAAAGGGUGAGGAUGUCUUAGACUCAACUACCGUUGACAACGACGCCGAAACUAGCAAAAUCGCAACAGACGUAGUCUCCAACUUCAGGGAAGCUACGAAUUAUUCCUUCGACACUAAACACUAUAAAUGGUGCGAGCUGACCGUACUCUUCCCAAUAUCGUUCCUAAGAGUGGACCUAUCUCAGGCUCUCCGAGAAGCGGCAAUGAAAUCCGUCAUACACGAAGUGAAACACAUAAAACGAGCGAUCACAAACAAGGAAAAGAAUGUCCUGUACCUCAAAACUGAGGGUAUAAACAUUCUACAAAUGUUCAAGUACAACAAUCUUUUAGAUUUGAAUAAACUAUACAGUAACGAUAUUCAUGCCAUUGCUAAUACAUAUGGCAUUGAAGCUGCUAACAAAGUGAUUAUUAAAGAAAUACAAAAUGUGUUUAAUGUCUACGGUAUUACGGUGGAUCCUAGACAUUUGACGUUGGUGGCUGAUUACAUGACUUACAACGGUAUAUUUGAGCCUAUGAGCCGAAAAGGAAUGGAAGCUUCGUCGUCGCCGUUACAACAAAUGUCUUUUGAAUCAUCCUUGAUAUUCUUAAGGGAGGCAGUUUUGAAUUCUAAGAAGGAUAACAUUAGAUCGGCUUCCAGUUGUCUCAUGUUAGGCCAGCCUUGUAGAAGCGGUACUGGCACAUUUAGUUUACAACACUUCAGUAAGGUUAUCAGCUAAUUGAGUUACGUUCUUAUCUGAAAUCGUGUGUAAGUGAUCAUUGUUUUCUAUUAAUAAAUAUAUUGUUUAUAAAA